AGUGACGUGUGAACGUGUGGUCUGUGCGCGCUCGCAGUUGCUCCGCAUCGAUCGACCACGGUCGUACGACAUAAAUAUCACUCACAUACGCUCCUAGUAAUCUUUGUAGUGGUCACCAUAUCGUCUAGUAACUCAGGAUAGCUACUGUGAUAGAACACAGACAAUGAAGUUCCACCAAAUCAUUUUGCUGAUGGUGUCAUCCAGUUGUGUUUUGGAACUCAGUAUCGCCUGUUACGUAUUCCCAAAGGAACAAAGUGAUCCUUGCCGGGAGAAGCAGUGUGGAUGGGGCGCCCAAUGCGUGGUAAGCUCUGACGGGCGGAACGCCAGUUGCACGUGUCCGGACAAGUGUCCCGGGUACGGGGACCACGACUCCUCCCGGCCAGUCUGCGGUUCCGACGCUGUCGACUACGUGAACCUUUGCGAACUCAAAAGGGCGGCUUGCACCAGAAACUCCAACAUUACCGUCAAGUUCGCUGGCAAGUGCGACCCGUGUGCUGGAGUGCAAUGUGCAGAACCAGAAGUUUGUCAGUUGGAUGAACAACGUAAUCCAGUUUGCCGGUGCGGUGAUACCUGUCCUCUAGAAUUUACGCCAGUGUGCGGUUCAGACGGAAAAACCUACUCCAAUGAGUGUACACUGAGGCAAGAGGCUUGCAGGGCUAGGAAGACUCUUAAUAUUAUCUACAGAGGGAAAUGCAGCUCUGGCAUAAACCCUUGUAUGAGCGUCCGUUGUACAAUGGGUGAGGAAUGCGCCAUAAACAAAUUUGGAAUCGCACAUUGCCAGUGUCCAUCUUCGUGUGAACCAGUCAUGCGACCAGUUUGCUCCAAAGAUGGAAGAACUUUUCCUUCUGAGUGCGAGCUCAGAAGAACUGCUUGCUCAGCCCGCUCCAACAUCGAAAUCGCCUACGCAGGUGUAUGUGGAGAAAAAGGUCCUUGUACAGACCAUCAGUGUCAGUUUGGAGCAACGUGCGUGGAAAGAUCAGGCACAGCACACUGCGAAUGCCCUCAAUGCUCAUCAGAAUUCCAGCCAGUGUGCGGAUCCGAUGGAAUCUCCUAUGGAAAUGAGUGUAAGCUGAAACUUGAAGCCUGCAAGCAUCGUAGGGAGAUCACCGUACUUUACGAAGGACCCUGUAACGGCUGUGAAAACAAGAAAUGCGACUUCUAUUCGGUAUGUGAAAAUGAUGGAGCCACGGAGGGACGAUGCGCUUGCCCUGAAGCCUGUUCUGAUGCAAAAUUGACCAACGGUACCGUGUGCGGCACAGAUGGAGUCACCUAUGCCACCGAAUGCGAGCUACGCAUCAACUCCUGCAAAACGAAGCAAUUCGUUCUAUUGGCGUACAAGGGGAACUGCGAUCUAUGCCAAGGGGUUGAAUGCAAAUAUGGCAGCCGAUGUGAAGCUGGUGAAUGCGUCUGUCCCACCGACUGUGCCGGGUCUGGUGACGAACCCGUAUGUGCCUCGAAUAUGGUGACCUACCCCAAUGAGUGCGAACUUCAGAAAGCGAUGUGUUUGCAACCCUCAAACUUACCCCCUUUGAGUGUUGUCUUCUACGGCGACUGUCGCGAAAGAUUCCCCGUCGCCGGCACAAUAAGUAAUCAGAACUUCAUCGAAAAGAAGAGUUGUGAAGACAGCUGGUACGGUUGCUGCCCAGAUGGUAAAAACCCUGCGCAAGGGCCAAACUUUGCCGGCUGCCCUUCGCAAUGUGGCUGCAAUAAGUUGGGAUCCUACUCGGAAACAUGCGAUCCAGAGACGCAGCAAUGCAAAUGCAGGCCCGGCGUAGGUGGAGCUAAGUGCGAUAGAUGCGAAUCUGGAUUCUGGGGAUUGCCUAAGAUCUCUUCCGGGUAUCGAGGGUGUAUACCCUGCGGAUGUUCCGUGUUUGGAUCUGUCAGAGAUGACUGUGAACAAAUGACAGGCAGAUGUGUUUGCAGACCAGGCGUACAAGGUCAAAAAUGUACAGUCUGUACGAGCCAUAACAAAAUUCUUGGACCCAACGGAUGCGUGUCAGCCGAUGUAACUACCUCACCCCCCACUACGUGCAAAGAAUUGACGUGUUAUUUCGGAGCAACAUGCAUCGAAAGGAGUGGCCUGGCUGUCUGCGAAUGCCAUACCAAAUGUACUGAAGACAAUGAGCCUCAAGUUGUCUGUGGUAGUGAUGGUCAAACAUACAAGUCGCCUUGUGACUUGAAACAGCUGGCUUGCCGACUUCAAAAAGAUAUCGUCGUACAAGCGUUUGGGGCAUGCAAAGACGAUAUGUUUUCAAGCACCGAUUGGCCCAUCCGGCGCUACACGCCGCUGCAAUUCACUCAGCCGGACGAAUCCAACUCUCCGCUGUCCAAGUCGACACGGCACCUGCUCGUGCCGGAACCCGAUCCCCGGUACUACUACGAGCGCAGCGGCAACAGCGCACGCCCUUUGGCGCCUGUUUCCAUUCCGGAUCAGAAGUCCGGGGAGGUGGGCAUCUCCGGUGGGCCGCCGCCAAAGGAGGAUGCCGGAUUCGAGGCGCUCCCGCCUGGAGCUAAUAUCGCUUACCACACACGCGGUUCCGUCAGUAUGUGAAAGAAAGUUUCAGCAUUCUCAUAGAUCACCCGAUGAUUCGGAUCUACAUUCAACACAAACUAAUAGUUAAGCCUAGAUACCCUGUAAUGAUACGCAUUACACAUAGUUCCUGCGUUGCAUUUUGUAACUAUUACAUGUAUGAGUAAUAAAGCUAUCUCGACGA
Acanthoscelides obtectus is the source of this 2714-nucleotide messenger RNA. The record is from the annotation of a GenBank genome assembly. NCBI's taxonomy places the organism in Eukaryota, Metazoa, Arthropoda, Insecta, Coleoptera, Chrysomelidae.